Mollisia scopiformis is the source of this 411-nucleotide messenger RNA. RefSeq lists its product as uncharacterized. The transcript is spliced from 2 exons. The record is from RefSeq and is a predicted model, not a curated record. NCBI's taxonomy places the organism in Eukaryota, Fungi, Ascomycota, Leotiomycetes, Helotiales, Mollisiaceae. Bases 1 to 411 code for a protein of 136 amino acids.
AUGGCAUCUCAAACACACCCCAAAUCCUCCUCCUCCUCAUCAUCAUCAUCAAAACCGCACUCGCACUCCCAUAAAUCGCACUCAUCCUCCUCCUCCUCCUCCUCCUCAAGCACAUCCUCACAAAAACAAUACUACCUAAUAACCGACCUCCCCCUCCGAUCCAGCACCGACUUCCCCGCUGCUGAAGAAGUAAUCGACCUCCACGCCGAGUCCUGGAAACUGCCCUACAGCAUCGACGACGAGGACCUAACCUUCGACGGCAAGCCGCUCAACAUGCUGUACGAGGAGAAUCGCUGGGAGGCGGAACAUCACGUGGAUUAUCACUAUUCGAGCUCGUGCUCGAGUACUUCGAGUGCGAAGUCCUCCUCCGAACACAAGUCGCGAGGACGAAGUCGUCAGAGUAAGAAGUGA